Molecule: messenger RNA, 1509 nt
Organism: Saimiri boliviensis boliviensis (Bolivian squirrel monkey)
Lineage: Eukaryota; Metazoa; Chordata; Mammalia; Primates; Cebidae
Source: RefSeq, a predicted model, not a curated record
CCACAGAUCUCCACCGGAAGUCAGGAAGACUGCCUUCGGCGCGGAGAAAAGCAAGUAGGAUAUCUUAAUCCUUCGGCUGUAUCCUGCUUGCCUCUACUGUGGUGACCUUUGGUAAGAAAUGUCUUCUGUAAAAAGAAGUCCAAAGCAAGAAAUAGUUACACAGUUUCACUGUUCAGCUGCUGAAGGAGAUAUUGCCAAGUUAACAGGAAUACUCAGUCAUUCUCCAUCUCUUCUCAAUGAAACUUCUGAAAAUGGCUGGACAGCUUUAAUGUAUGCGGCAAGGAAUGGGCACCCAGAGAUUGUCCAAUUUCUGCUUGAGAAAGGGUGUGACAGAUCACUUGUCAAUAAAUCAAGGCAGACUGCACUGGAUAUUGCUGUAUUUUGGGGUUAUAAGCAUAUAGCUGAUUUACUAACUCCUGCCAAAGGUGGGAAGAAGCCUUGGUUCCUAACGAAUGAAGUGGAAGAAUGUGAAAAUUAUUUUAGCAAAACACUACUGGACCGGAAAAGUGAAAAGAGAAAUAAUUCUGACUGGCUACUAGCUAAAGAAAGCCAUCCAGCCACAGUUUUUAUUCUUUUCUCGGAUUUAAAUCCCUUGGUCACUCUAGGUGGCAAUAAAGAAAGUUUCCAACAACCAGAAGUCAGGCUUUGUCAGCUGAACUACACAGAUAUAAAGGAUUAUUUGGCCCAGCCUGAGAAGAUCACCUUGAUUUUCCUUGGAGUAGAACUUGAAAUGAAAGAAAAGCUACUUAAUUUUGCUGGUGAAGUCCCAAGAGAGGAGGAAGAUGGGUUGGUUGCCUGGUUUGCUCUAGGUAUAGAUCCUAUUGCUGCCGAAGAAUUCAAACAAAGACAUGAAAAUUGUUAUUUUCUUCAUCCUCCAAUGCCAGCUCUUCUCCAAUUGAAAGAAAAAGAAGCUGGGGUUGUAGCUCAAGCAAGAUCUGUUCUUGCCUGGCACAGUCGAUAUAAGUUUUGCCCAACCUGUGGAAGUGGAACUAAAAUUGAAGAAGGUGGCUAUAAGAGAGUAUGUUUAAAAGAAGACUGUCCUAGUCUGAAUGGCGUUCAUAAUACAUCCUACCCACGAGUUGAUCCAGUAGUAAUCAUGCAAGUUAUUCAUCCAGAUGGGACCAAAUGUCUUUUAGGCAGGCAGAAAAGAUUUCCCCCAGGCAUGUUUACUUGCCUUGCUGGAUUUAUUGAGCCUGGAGAGACAAUAGAAGAUGCUGUUAGGAGAGAAGUAGAAGAAGAAAGUGGAGUCAAAGUUGGCCAUGUUCAGUAUGUCUCUUGUCAGCCAUGGCCAAUGCCUUCCUCCUUAAUGAUUGGUUGCUUAGCUCUGGCAGUGUCUACAGAAAUUAAAGUUGACAAGAAUGAAAUAGAGGAUGCCCGCUGGUUCACAAGAGAACAGGUCCUGGAUGUUCUGACCAAAGGGAAGCAGCAGGCAUUCUUUGUGCCACCAAGCCGAGCUAUUGCACAUCAAUUAAUCAAACACUGGAUUAGAAUAAAUCCCAAUCUCUAAAU